Molecule: messenger RNA, 495 nt
Organism: Suillus subalutaceus
Lineage: Eukaryota; Fungi; Basidiomycota; Agaricomycetes; Boletales; Suillaceae
Exons: 1
Coding region: 1-495 (164 amino acids)
Source: RefSeq, a predicted model, not a curated record
AUGACUACCAAGUCUGAGGCCUUUGAUGUUAGCAUGUCUGUCCCUUGCAACACACCCCCCUCAUAUAAUGCAAUUUUUACAUCAGUAUCAGCAGAUUCCAUCUGGUCCAAGCUAUGGGUGUUUUCCCUCCUACAGUCCAAGCAAAACUGUCUAUCACACAUCUGUGCAAUUGUCUCCUCUCCAGAUUUCACCCCUUCUUCUAUUGCUCAAACUGUCAGUGCCUGUGUUACCACUCUCCCAGCAGCAGAGUUCUCCAAACUCCUGCAACAACCCAACAUUGAGGGUCACACAGCACUAUAUUGGGCAAUUGUAAAUGACCGAAGAGAAGCUCUUUUGGCAUUUAUCAACUUCAUUCCAAAAUUAUCACCUGCUUGCUCCUCUGAUUUGCGUCUUGCAUGCAUGAUGGUUAGUGACCAUGCACUGUUCACAUGGCUAGAUUUGGGUAAAAAACUUAACCAUAAGUGUGUGGUACUUCCACCCUUGGCAGCACUUUGA